Messenger RNA from Astyanax mexicanus (Mexican tetra), 3715 nucleotides. It is a transcript of the gene mpzl2b, whose product is annotated as myelin protein zero-like 2b. The record is from RefSeq and is a predicted model, not a curated record. Bases 142 to 747 code for a protein of 201 amino acids. The transcript has 4 exons. Gene Ontology annotation, biological process: cell-cell adhesion. Lineage: Eukaryota; Metazoa; Chordata; Actinopteri; Characiformes; Acestrorhamphidae. Gene Ontology annotation, cellular component: membrane.
GGGUGCCGCUGUUCCUCCAGUAAGGGUUCGUUGCGGGAAGAGUCUGAGAGUCUCUGAGAUUAAUAGUCAGAAUCGAGUUUUUCACCGGCAGCUGGUGGUGUUAACGGGUGUGUACGGGCUCGGCGUGACUCGGGGUUUCUAAUGUGUCGGUUAUGGAUGUUUCUGCUCAGCGCGGUGGGUGUGCUGGUCAUACCAGGUGUGCAUCAUGUGGUGGCGAUUGAGGUGUCCACAACCAAAGAAUUAACGGCGGUGAACGGUACUAGCGUUACUCUGAAGUGCACCUUCAAAUCCACUUCACCCCUUACCGAGAGCUCAGUAUCUGUCAACUGGAGCUUCCGGCCUGUCGGACAAACCAAAGAAGAACCGGUUUUCUACUAUCAGCAAAAGUCCUAUCCUCCCAUGGAAAAUAGCCGGUUUAGAGGUCACGUGACGUGGUCAGGGAACGUACUGAAGAACGAUGCCUCCAUCACCUUACAGGAUGUCCAGUUCAGUUUUAACGGCACCUACAGCUGUCAAGUCCGCAAUGUGCCUGACGUCCAUGGCUUCGCCAGUGAGAUCAGUCUCCAGGUCGUUCAAUCAGUUAAGCUCUCUGAGAUGGGGCUUCUGGCCGCAGCAGUGGGUGGAGCCAUCCUACUCGUCCUCCUCAUCCUUUCCAUCUUCCUCACUGUUCGAUACUGCCGAAGAAAACAGGAAGACACUGGUGUAGAACUGGAAAAGACAGAGUGGAAGCAGCAAAGCGUUUGGUGAGUGAGGGGCAGGGCUUCACUUCUAGACAUGCCGAACAACGUUACACAUGUUUUUCUGUUGAGGGUCAUACACACCCUCUGCCUGAAUUCCACCAGCUGAAAAAUGAAGAGGCCUGACCGAUAGCAGCAGACACUGAAAAUAUGUUUGCAGAUGUAAUCGAACACCGAUCAGGAAUCAGUUUUAAUUGUGUUUUAAAGGUUUAAUUUUGUAGAUGUUUCUGUAAAGCUUGGAGAUUCUGAUUUACAUACAAUUUUAACUCAUGUUUUAUAAAAUAUUUUUUUAUAGAAAUAUAUUUUCUAGAUUUGAAUGUUAGCUCUUGUUUUAUAGGAUAGAUUCAGUAGUUGCUAUUGUAAUCAUGUUACAUAUUUUAUUUAAACAUUUUUAAUAGGGGGUCUAUCAAGUGCCUGUAUUCCAUUUUUUUCAUGUAAAACUUCACCAUAAAAGUUGACACUGCCAAAGUUAAUUAAAGUUAAAAUGUUUACCUGAUUUAUAUAUGCUGUUAGUCUCCUGUUUAAGUUUUUGAAUGGCACGUGUUCACAAAAUCCGACAGCAAAUAGAACAUGGCAGAUCAUUUGGAAACCAACUGUAGACCUGAGUGUUCACUCCUGAUACCUGCAUCAACCACUAGAUGGAACUACAGAGCUGGUGCACAGCUACUCGGUAACAUCUGUCUCGACUGGACUCAACAGUCUGGGUUGGCUGUUUCUAACUAUUAACUCAUAUUAGUAAUAGAAUGUGUAAAACUAAUGCGCCUUGCGCAGAAAAAAAAAUACAUUUGUCACCACUGAAUGGAUAGCACAGCCACACAAAUAUAUGCUAAAAGUGAUUGAAAUUGGCCCCAAUAACACAGAUUUCUACUUCAUCUCUACUACUCCACAUAGCUAGGAUGCUUGAUUAACUAACACUGCCAAGCUAAUUUUAUUAUUGAUUAAGCAGGAACAAAGCGAACAAGUUAGCUGGCUUCUUAAAAUGGCCAACAUGCUAGCUAACAAAUGUUACUAGCGUUAGAGUUCUAUAAAAUUGGUGCCAAAUGGGCAUGCUAUUUUUUUAUACAUGUUUCUCUGAUCUUUCUUUCUUUUAUCAAGGUUUAAAACCACAUGAUUUUCUUUUGUUACCUAACUCCAAUUAGCACAGCGCUAACUGUUACUUACUUUUCUGCAUGAAUUAGCCCCUUUUGGCAUUUAGCAUUUUUUGGUUUGCCACCUGUCCAUACAUACAUACAUAAUCUUUUUUUUUUUUUUUUCAUUUAAAAUUAAUUAAUAUGAGCCUUAUUGAACACUCAGCUUGUGGGUUUCACUGAUUGGUGUAGCAUUACUUGUUUUGGGAAAGGUUUAGCAUAUACGGCAUGGUGAAUUUCUACGAUUUUUUUUAUGAUGUUAAGAUAUUUAUGUGAUUUGUAUUGUUUUGUUCAGUUGUUCUUUUUGUGUGUGGUUGUACGUCUGUGCACAUGUAGCUGCACACUUCAGUGAGUUAAAAGAGGCUGUUGAUCUAAAAUAGACAUAUUUUUUAGAAACUGACCAACUCUAUGGUGAAGAAACAAGCUAAGAGUGAUUGUUAUGACCUGAAAACAAGGUAAAGGGUAUUAAAAAGUGGAAGGAGCUCACUCCCUAAUUUUCCCUCCAACACUUCAUAAGUUUAAUAAAGUGAAACAAAGCUAAAAAAAAAGUAGCUAGUACUGAUUGCAGGGUGCAAAACUGUAGAAUGCCAGAUUGGUCUGGAUAAGUGUUGUUUUCGGUCGUUAAAGGGGAGGAAACUGCUAUCAGUUCCUGAUAUGGCCUUGCCCUAGACCAGGUCAUAACACUCUUAAACUGUAAGGCUUCCUUUGUGCACAAGCAGUUUAUUUCUUCAAGGAUAUCGCCAACAUUGUAGUAGCGUCACACCUAUUCUACAGAGAAUUCCCUGCAUUGAGAGUACUGAUAAGCAUCAAGCUCCAGCCAAAUUUACAUCUGAAGUUAUAGAGAAUUGAUUAAAUCACAUUUAGUAUCAGCUAACUUUUUAAAUAUGCUGUUUUUUAUCUAAAAAAAAUAAGUUGGAACAUGACUGUGCUGACUGAGGUAGCAAAAUUAGCAUUUUUCCUGUUUAUGUUAAGCACUUUAGAUUAAGUGCUUUUUUCCAUGUCAAAUUUAAGAUACGUACGUAGAGAUAUGAUGAUUUUUCUAUUAUUUUGUAUAACACCAUAUAGCUAGUCACUGAAUAAACCUAAAUCUAGAGAUUAAUAACUAAAUAUGAAACCUAUAGCGUUCAAGGAGUUAAUAGGUGAUAGGGGAAAAUUGCUAACUACGUAGCUACUUGUCCAGCACUUCUCCUGAUAAAUCUAGAUCUUUUACCUUUAAACUUUUUUAUAUAGAUAUAUUUUUUUAAUAAUUAUGUUAUAAACUUGUAUUAAAGCCCCUAUUGUGGUUACUAUUCCUUGUCAGAGCUGGAACCAUUUGUUUACAAAGCUUGGUGCUAACAGAAAUUUGUUAGCAGACAUGCUAACUAUAAAAUGAUCAAAUUUGAGGGCAUUAGUGCAGUUGCUAAUGACAAAAUGGCAAAAGUUAGCAGAGAUGCUAACAACUUUUUGUUAGGCUUUAUCUGCUAUAGUCUUUUCAGAAAUUCACGAAACACUAUGCAAGUUACUCCAGCUAAUCUUUACUGCCUUCAGUAGAGGCACAGGAAAACACACCAUGUGAGUGUGGGAGUGUGAGUCCAUGCCAAAAACAACCAGCCUGCUCGUGUAAACUAUCUGUGUUCUUCCAAAACGUGCCUCCCUCUCUGAGAGACAAUUUAUAAAUGCUUUUAUUGUUACGAUAUUUUAUGUAAUUGACUGCCUAAUUGUUAAACAUUUUAGAGUGUAUAUAAAAUGCUGCUGUAUUCAGUUCAUUUCUUUUUAUUGUUAUUGUUUUAAUGUUAGAGUUAAAUCAUGUACAAAUGGUCACAAAAUCUAUUGAAUUAUUAAGAUUUAAGAUUAAUAAAUGAUAUGUUUUAA